UAUGACUCCGUUACCAUUCUCAUAGUUUAUCACUGUACCCUGUACAGGGAAAGGGAGGAAAAUCUCCUGAUCUCGCAAGUAAGUAAGAGUGAGGUCCCAUAAGAAAAGAGGAAGAGUUCUCGAGAGUCCCGGCUGGACCCACCAAAGCUCAGACAGUCACUCAGACUCUCACUCAGCACAACUAAUGAGCGGCCCCACCUCCUGACAGAAAAAAAAAAAUAUAAAUCCUUACUUUCUGAGACAUUGGAAGAGCUUCAUCUCAUGGUGUUCAUCAUGAUGAUGUAGAGGAUGAGGUCGUGGACCAGGGAACAGAAAACGGAAAAGGGUGAAUGGUGUUCAGGUGAUCGGCGGUAUUAUGGGUCCGGUACUGAUACGGUAUCCGUACCGUAUUUUAACCCGGCGCCGCUACGGCAUUCCACAUGGACCACAAGAGCUCUGCUGACUAAGCCCUAUAGAGCGACAACAAAAAAGAUCGCGUCCCAAAGCUGCCCGUCCGUCUUGUCCUCCAGUCCAGCUCGACAUUUCUCCUCCCCCAACAUUCUGGGUCUUUUUUCCUUUUUCUUUCUUUUUCUCCCCUUUCGCUCUUUACUCCCCUCGGAUUCAGCUUCUUCUAUUCAGCCCAAUCAGUGGUGUUCCAUCCGACCGUUUCUCAUUUUGCGCUUCGAUUCCGUCAUAUCGGCGGAGACAUGCUCGGCCUUGUCCUCCGGAAAACAUUGAAUCGGUUUUCCCAUAUCUUUGUUUGAACUGCCUCCUUUCUUUAUUCGGGAAAAUCAAUUGAUCUUUAGCUCUCGUUGUACCUUCAUUUCUAACCCGAGACUCGCCCAAUCCGAAAGGUGGAACCUCCUAGAGUGCC
Aspergillus ochraceoroseus IBT 24754 is the source of this 853-nucleotide messenger RNA. RefSeq lists its product as uncharacterized. Bases 289 to 717 code for a protein of 142 amino acids. Lineage: Eukaryota; Fungi; Ascomycota; Eurotiomycetes; Eurotiales; Aspergillaceae. The record is from RefSeq and is a predicted model, not a curated record. The transcript has a single exon.